Molecule: messenger RNA, 390 nt
Organism: Prorocentrum cordatum
Lineage: Eukaryota; Dinophyceae; Prorocentrales; Prorocentraceae
Source: the annotation of a GenBank genome assembly
AUGGCGGACCAGGACGGCAAGCUGACGAUCAAGGAGUUCACGAACGGCAUUCGGCGCAUGAAGGGCUCCGCGAGCGCCAAGGACAUCAUUGACGUGUGCAAGCAGCUGUCGAGCUCCCAGGAGAGGUGCUACCACACUCACCAGCAAGUUUACGCCUUCGCGUCGGAACUGCGCGUGCUCGAGCAGGAUAUCGACACGAUCGCGCAGGAUACUAGCGAGGUGCUCGGUCUUUUCAACGAGAUGUUCCUCAGACUCCAGAGCCACAUCUUGAGGAACAGAAUUGCGAGGUCGCGGACAAGCGCGAGGCGGAUAAGCGCAGGCUGCAACGCUUGGCGGCAUCAGGUGAAAGCGCGGCCUGACAGUCUGACUUGCAACUUUCCUGCACGGUGA